GGAAAAUAUAUUAAUUUAGUUUUUAUAAAUUAUCUUAUAUUAACUAAAAUUAAAUAUUUUUUUAAUAUAAAAUUAAAUUACUAUAUAGUAAUUAUAAACUUACUUAAGCUUUUUAAAAUAACCCUAGGGGUAAGGAAAAAAUAUAUUUUAUUAAAAUAUUAA
Trichoderma harzianum CBS 226.95 is the source of this 162-nucleotide messenger RNA. RefSeq lists its product as hypothetical. NCBI's taxonomy places the organism in Eukaryota, Fungi, Ascomycota, Sordariomycetes, Hypocreales, Hypocreaceae. The transcript has a single exon. The annotation marks the transcript as partial. The record is from RefSeq and is a predicted model, not a curated record.